Drosophila santomea is the source of this 1713-nucleotide messenger RNA. RefSeq lists its product as uncharacterized. The record is from RefSeq and is a predicted model, not a curated record. Lineage: Eukaryota; Metazoa; Arthropoda; Insecta; Diptera; Drosophilidae. The coding region runs from base 1 to 1713 and encodes 570 amino acids. The transcript has 5 exons.
AUGAGCGCCACAACACGUACUGGAUUAAUUCCCACGCCCAAGAGGCAUGUCAAGUAUCUUAAAAAACGCAAAAAUCAACAUGGAGAUAUAUCGCGAAUGCCCCUCAAGUUUGAGGCCACGCCCAUGCCGCUGUCGUUGCGUCCGUUUGGAGGCCUCUUUAAUCCUUUCGCCAAGGGAUGCUCGGUGCUGUGCAAUCAUCCCGCACCUUCUGGGGUUAAGGAUGUGAUUAACCAGCUGAAGACUUCGUUGGCGAUCGAGGGCAAAGGCCAGCAGCAUGGAAAGCAGGAUAAAAUUCCUGAGGAGCCGGAGCUGCAGCCCCAUGAGGCGGAUAAUAUUCCGGAGGAUCUGUUCCGGCGAUAUGCGGAAACGGAUUCGCGGCCGAUGACGCCAACGCCCACGGUAACGAGUAUCCAUACCAGAACCAGUGCUGGGUCAUUCUAUCGCCGAUGCAUUACUCCGGAGUGGGGCAAGCACGAGAAUAUAAAGCGGAAGAAGAUCAUACUGGAUCUCCGCAGAUCCCACUCCCAGGAGACGCUCUACUGGAAGCCCAGUUCGGAGUUGACCCAAAGCGGCCUGGAGGAGGACAAGAAGCCCAAGAGUGCCGGUGCCAACGAGGACAAGAAGCCGAAGAGGCAGCCCUCCAACGAGCAGAGACCGAAGUCCUCUCUGGCCACAGCAAACCUGGCACCAGGCGGAGAUGCCACCAAUGAUCCGGAGGCCAAGCCCAAAACCUGCAUCAAUGAGCACGAACUCAGCGACGAGGAUGUGCGAAGGGGCAAGAAGCGCAAGAAGUUGAAGCCAGCUCAAGCCACCACCACAUUCCACCUAAGUGAGGAUCCCGAGACGCAGGUGGCUGCUUUAGGUCCCGAUUCACUCAAUCCCAGCACCAGACCCAGUUUGAUACCCAACUCACUCACCUUGUUGCCCAAGGAUAAGCGAGAAACUGAGCGGGAACCGAUCCUCCUGAAGGGCAGUUUCCUCACCGAUGAAGCCUUUCAGGCGUUGAAAACCGAUUUAGAUGUGGAUCUUAUAGAAAACACCUUUGGAAGAUACCUUAAUAGAGCUCUUAGAGAGGCGAUUAAGUACAUGCCGCCAAAACCGAAAACUGUGCCGAAGCCAGUCGAUGAUAAAGUUCCACCAGAAACAACGUCCAAAAUGCCGCGAAAGUUCUCCAAAUCAGCGACCAGAUUCGAUGUACCCAUGGAUCUUUCCAUGCUAAAAAAUAUGACGCCCUGGGAUUAUUUGAGCAAGUGCGUCUGGGUAUCGCAUCAGAGAAAACAGCUGUAUAAGCGAGUAUUCUUAAAGUACUUGAGUAGAAUCGAGGAGCCGGAAAGCGAGUUGGCCGCCAUGGGGAAUGAUGAGCUGCCGGAAUACACAUACCGUGAAAGAACCCUCGUCUGGCAGAGCCUGCCACAAGCUCUCGAGGAUGUCCUGGAGUUCCAUGGCACCGAGGAGAACGUGCAGGGCACACUAAGAAUGUUGGGCUACGAUGCCCAAGGAUCGGGUGACUUGGAUUUCCGCGCCUGGUGCGGAAUUGUGUCCUUCGCUGAAAGAUUGGCACUUGCUGAUGAGUCUGGAUCGGAUGAUUCGUGCGACGAGCUGGAGAAGGCCGACUUCAACAGCAUGGAGCAAAUAAUGCAGGACUUCACUGUGCCCGAGAAACUCAAGGAAAUUUUCGAUGUAAUUCGAAAGACACAUAAAAAUAGAUACUGA